Molecule: messenger RNA, 780 nt
Organism: Mucor mucedo
Lineage: Eukaryota; Fungi; Mucoromycota; Mucoromycetes; Mucorales; Mucoraceae
Exons: 1
Coding region: 88-657 (189 amino acids)
Source: RefSeq, a predicted model, not a curated record
CCUAUUUUAUUAUAAAAACCUAGACUUUUUUUUCUUUCCUUUUUUUUUUUUUACAACUUACUUUUUACUUUCUACUUUCACUUUAAAAUGCGCUUUUCUUCUACGCUUGCCUCCUCCAAUCAUCACACACCUUCCAUUUCGAGUAUCAAAAAGGCCUUAUCGACACUUGUCAAUAAGAUCCCGCAUCAUCCGAAAGUAGGACCUACUGUUGUGAAGAACGAUCCACAUACAGUGAUUCGAGUGGUUGCCAAGACAGCGAUCAAAAAGGACAAUGACAUGAAUCGAGAUCUGCGCAAUUAUUACACGAGCAAGAAGCGACAGCUGGAAGAGGAAAGCAGCAGCCAUAAUGAUAAUUUAAAUGUUGUUGCGGUGGAAAGAGAAAACCGUCACAAGACUGUCAAGCAAUAUCAACAAACAGGUGGUCAUCAUCAUUCACAGCAUCAUUGGAUAGAACAUUCUAAUCCACCCACGGUAAAUAAAUCUGCACAACAGCCAAAAUGGGCUAAUACGCAUGGUUAUGUCAGAGACACUAGAUCCAACUCUGAUUAUUUGCGUAAAUUGGCAAUCACCACAAACAAUGCGGUUCCCAAAUCAUGUCGAAAGAGAUCCGAUGAGUUUGUCUGGGGGAGACAAUCCCCUUUAAGGAAUGUUGUCUAAAACCAGUCUCUCUCUUUAUAUAUAUAUAUAUAUGAUUCUUUCCUGCCCUUCUUUUGUGUACAUAACUUAUGCCCUCUAUUUAUUCCACUUACCCCCACCCCCCAAAUUAUAUAACUGUAGUAA